CCUGCAUAACAUUCUCUAUGGCACUACGGCCUAAUCGUGCGUCGGCGCGUCGCUCACUCGGUGCCACACGAAUAAAUGCACGUCUUGUUAGUUGUCAGUCUUUGUUGCAGAAAUUCGUUACGAUAUUCCUCGCGAUCACUCGCGUCUCGCAUAUUAUAAUUCCGACUUGGGUUGUGACCAUUGGGUUCUCUUCGGCUUUGAUGAUCGACAACCGUCGAACCACAAGCAAUACGAACGUCGUACGAUGACUCAAUAUCUGCCACACAACUUGUUGACGCUUUUCGCGCCAAGGGACCCAAUCCCUUACCUACCACCGGUUUCCAAACUGUCGCACGAGAAGAAGAACCGUGGCUAUUCCGGCGUCGGGAGUUUUAUGGAUUUGUUCGAAGACCCAAAAGACACACCUCCUCCGACAACAAUCGAAACUAAAGAAGAUAAACUAGAGCGCCGUCGUCGCGAGAAGGCCGAACAGGUGGCGUACAAGUUAGAACAAGAAAUCGCUGCAUGGAAUCCACAUUCAGAUGCAAAUGCUGUUACAGAUCCAUUCAAAACAUUAUUUGUUGCUAGAAUUAAUUAUGAUACAUCCGAAUCAAAAUUACGAAGAGAAUUUGAACUUUACGGUCUUAUAAAAAAGAUUGUUGUCACACGUAAUAAGAUUGAUGGUAAACCAAGAGGGUAUGCUUUUAUUGAGUACGAAAAUGAACGUGAUAUGUAUUCUGCAUAUAAAUAUGCUGAUGGAAAAAAAAUUGAUGGACGCAGAGUGUUGGUGGAUGUUGAAAGAGCACGCACAGUCAAAGGAUGGCUUCCUAGAAGAUUAGGAGGUGGAUUAGGAGGUACAAGACGAGGUGGACCAGAAGUCAAUUUGAUACAUUCAGGAAGGGAAGAUAAUGAACGAGAAAGGGAAAGGUAUGCUCGUAAAAUGCUUAUUAGUUAUUCCAGAACUACUGAAAGAAACAGAGAACGUGAUUAUUAUGAUCGAGAUGGAGAUCGUGAACGUGAACCAAGACGUCCUCGUAGUAGAGAUCAUGAAAGGAAACAUCAUUGUUCUAAGUCAGGUUCACGCAAACUUCAUAUAUGUCGUAGCAGAGACCGUGGUCCCAGGGAUGUAGAGUAUGAUGAAGUUGAAGAGGUUCUCGGUUCCAAACCUAGAGAUAAGGAUCCUGAUCGUAAAAGAAAAAGAAAGCGGAGUCAUUCUAGGGACUGUGAACGUAGGAAAAAUCGCAAAGAAAGAGAUCAUUAUCGCCGAGACAAGAGUAAAGAUCGCUGUGAAAAAUACGAUAAAAACAAUUCUGAACGUGAUGACAAAAUACAUAUUAAAGAAGAACCUGUUGAUGAAUAUGACGAAUACUAUGACGAGUAUGAUAAUUACAACAGUCUUCAUGAUGAAUAUGAUCCAGAUAAGGUUAAAAAAGAAGAACCUGUUGAAGAAAAUUAUUGAAGUCUUCUACUAUAUUGUGUAUUUUUAACACUUGUAAAAUUAUAAAACUUAAGA
Acyrthosiphon pisum (pea aphid) is the source of this 1492-nucleotide messenger RNA. Its product is annotated as U1 small nuclear ribonucleoprotein 70 kDa-like. Gene Ontology annotation, cellular component: U2-type prespliceosome; precatalytic spliceosome; U1 snRNP. The transcript is spliced from 10 exons. Gene Ontology annotation, biological process: mRNA splicing, via spliceosome. Gene Ontology annotation, molecular function: U1 snRNA binding; mRNA binding. Bases 245 to 1438 code for a protein of 397 amino acids. Lineage: Eukaryota; Metazoa; Arthropoda; Insecta; Hemiptera; Aphididae. The record is from RefSeq and is a predicted model, not a curated record.